Grosmannia clavigera kw1407 is the source of this 252-nucleotide messenger RNA. RefSeq lists its product as uncharacterized. Lineage: Eukaryota; Fungi; Ascomycota; Sordariomycetes; Ophiostomatales; Ophiostomataceae. The coding region runs from base 1 to 252 and encodes 83 amino acids. The record is from RefSeq and is a predicted model, not a curated record. The transcript has a single exon.
AUGGCCCAGUCCACUCUCCGGGCUGUCUACCACAGCCCCGACAGUGACUCGUUCAAGGCCGUUUCCGCGCUGUCGACGGCCGAGACCAAGGCCGACCAUCUCGCCAGUCUGCGCGCGGCCGUCACUGCUGUCCAGGCCGACGUCAACCGCGAGCUGACAGCCCGCAUGGUGGUCGACGCCACUCGCUCGGCCAAGGACGCCGCCGCCGCCCAGAAGGAGGAGGCCAGCUACGGCGAGGAGAUGGUUGAGUAG